AUGACCUCACCCAGCUCCCCAUCCGAAAAGCUGCCCGCGCCCGUCGUGUGGAAGCAGGGCAUGACGGACCUGGCUUACGGCCAGCCGUACGUCUUCCCGUUAGGAGUCCCCCGCCCGCGCAUCCCGCCCGAAACCUCGCGCAGCCGGCCGCCGGCCUCCCCCGCGGCGCGGCGCCUCUACUGGACGCUAGCCGGCCCGCUCCACUCGUCGGCCACUACGGGCAUGCCCGAGGACCAAGACCCGGACGCGCCGCGGGAGCCUUACUUCCGGGGGGCCGGACGACUGGCACCCGAUCUCGCGGGAGCCAAUGACUGGCGCGACAGAUUGUGGGACGAGUUCGUGGGCGAAGGGUACGACGAGGAGGAGGAGCCGGAGCUGACGGCCCGACACGAGGAGGAGGGCAUGCCGCCCGCGUUCGACGAGCCGGCCGUCGUUGUGUACGCGUCGGACGGGCGCAAAAAAAAAAACGUCACGGUCCACGACUUUGUGUCGGCCGUGCACCCGUGGCUGAUGGGCCGCCGCGACGAUAUGGUCAGAGCGAUCAAGAACAGCGACCGGGGCGCGCCGGUCGCCGGGGACGAGCGUCUGGUGAUUGUCGCGGUGCAGCCGCAUUCGCCGAGUGCUCGGGACGAGGACGAGUGGCGCCGCUCGCUGAAGUCGACGUACGAGAAGAGGCGGCGGGAGCCCCAGCCGCGCUUCCCGCAGGAGCCUGCGGGAGGUCCUGUCGUGCGGCCCUGGUGGGAGGAGUGGGGGGGAAACACUUGGGUUCUGCGCCGGCAGGAGAUUCUAGAAUAGAUGCAAAAGUUCUCGGUAGCUAGCUCGACUCUUGAUGUGGCCGCUCAUAAUAAAGGGUCUCUAGUCCCCCACGUAUAGC
This is a messenger RNA of Gaeumannomyces tritici R3-111a-1, 874 nucleotides long. RefSeq lists its product as hypothetical. The record is from RefSeq and is a predicted model, not a curated record. The transcript has 2 exons. Lineage: Eukaryota; Fungi; Ascomycota; Sordariomycetes; Magnaporthales; Magnaporthaceae. The coding region runs from base 1 to 795 and encodes 264 amino acids.